This is a messenger RNA of Hydra vulgaris (swiftwater hydra), 482 nucleotides long. Its product is annotated as guanine nucleotide exchange factor MSS4. NCBI's taxonomy places the organism in Eukaryota, Metazoa, Cnidaria, Hydrozoa, Anthoathecata, Hydridae. Gene Ontology annotation, biological process: small GTPase-mediated signal transduction; post-Golgi vesicle-mediated transport. Gene Ontology annotation, cellular component: cytosol; membrane. Gene Ontology annotation, molecular function: guanyl-nucleotide exchange factor activity; zinc ion binding. The record is from RefSeq and is a predicted model, not a curated record.
AUAUGACUGACAUUUCGGGAUCCUACUGGCGUUUAAAUAGCCAAUAUGACUGACCUUGCGAUAUCCUUAGGCGACAAUUCUAAUGAAAAAGAAAUAGUUUGUUCAUUUUGUGGAAGCAAAGUUUUAAAAGCUCAUGCUUGUUAUUUUUUGAAUAAAUCUUUUCCUUUGCCUCACAUGAAAGUCAAAAGCGAGGACAGUUAUAACAGCCAAGUAGAAUAUCUUUCAGAAUAUUGGUUGGUAAAUGAUAUGAUGACAUUUGAGAAUGUCGGUUUCUCACAUAAUGUAGGUACAAUAAAGUAUUUAGCGUGUGCUGAUUGUGAGAUUGGACCAAUUGGUUAUCAUGAUACUCAAGUUCCAAAUGAAUUUUAUGUUGCUGUUUCCCGAGUAAAAUAUGUUUAAACAUAGAAUUUUUAAUUUAUUAAAUAUGCAAUAAAUUACUGUAAUUUUUUUGUUUAAAUAAUGAAAAAUGGUUUAUAAAUAAA